Messenger RNA from Scaptodrosophila lebanonensis, 5876 nucleotides. RefSeq lists its product as uncharacterized. The transcript is spliced from 27 exons. The coding region runs from base 1 to 5319 and encodes 1772 amino acids. Lineage: Eukaryota; Metazoa; Arthropoda; Insecta; Diptera; Drosophilidae. The record is from RefSeq and is a predicted model, not a curated record.
AUGACUUUCACGCGUAUGAAAACCCUAACAUUGCUCGUGUGUACGUUGCUGGCACUCAGUUUUCCCGGAUAUGUGAACUGCGCUAAUAACAAGAAAGGAUCACAGGCGCCAUCGGCGCCACUAGAACCAGAGGCCGUCAUCGAGGAGGUCAAUGCCAAGCAGUUGGAAAAACUCUUGGCCGACAAGGAUUAUGUUGCCGUUUUCUGGUAUGCGCGCAGCUGUGUGACCUGUGAUAAAGUUUUAGCGGAACUCGAAAAAAUCGACGAUGACACCGAUUCCUUUGGUGUGGACUUCGUUAAAAUCAACGACAAACGACUAGCAAAACAAUAUGGCAUCAAGAAUUUCCCUGCGCUUACAUACUUCAGAGAAAAGGAACCGAUUAUCUAUGAUGGCGAUCUUAUGGAUGAGGAGGGUGUGCUCGAUUUCCUAACUUCGCUCGAGGCUAUGGAUUUGCCAGAUCGGAUCGAGGAAGUCAAUGCAAAGAUAUUGCACAAGAUUAUCGAAGACACCGAUUUCGUUGCUGUUCUUUUCUGUCCAGAUCAUGAAACAUGCCCGCCCAGGGUUAUGGAUAAGCAGCAAUGCCGAAAAUGUGCCAAGGCCUUGCAAGAAUUGGAGAAUAUUGAUGAUGAGGCUGAUCAACUGGGUAUUGGAUUUGUCAAAAUUCACGACGAAGCUCUAGCCGAUGAAUACAAUUUGGGCAGCUUGCCGGCAUUGGUCUACUAUCGCCAUCAGACACCGAUCAUUUACGAAGGUGAACUUCAACGGGAGGAGGAUGUCUUGGAAUGGUUGGUGCAGAAUAAAUCAACUGGUGAUGAGGACGAUGUGAUCGAAGAUGUCACCACCAAGACGUUAUCAACGCUAAUCAGCAAUAUUGAUAAUUUGGUUGUGCUGUUCUAUGAUCAUGGCAAUGAUGAUUCGAUGACCGUGUUGGAGGAGCUAGAACAAAUUGACGACGACUGUGACAAGCAUGGCAUACAAUUUGUUAAAAUUGAUGAUGCCAAGGCGGCUGCAGAAUACGGAAUUGAAUCGAUUCCGGCAAUUGUUUACUUUGAAAAAGAAAUUCCAAAUGUUUACGACGGCGAUCUCAUGGAUGAGGAACAAAUCUUACGAUGGUUAUUGGCACAAUUGGAACGAGAUGAGAUCGAGGAUGUUACGGAUGAAAUGCUCGACACUAUGAUUAAAGAAGGACGAGUGUUGGCGGUGUUGUUCUAUGACAACAAUGAUAAAAAAUCCCAAAAAGUACUCGAAGAACUUGAGAACAUUGACGAUGAAUGCGAUGCUCUGGGCAUUACGUUCGUAAAAAUCGAUAAUCCCGAGGAAGCCGUUGAAUAUGGCAUCAAUAAAGUUCCUAAGCUAAUAUACUUUGAAAAAGGCAUUCCAACUAUAUACGAAGGAAAUCUGGAGGAUGAGGAGAAACUUUUAAAAUGGCUCGAAGAGCAAACGAGUUCCGAUCAAAUCGAAGACAUUACCGACGAAAUGUUGGACUUGAUAAUUGAAAAAAUGCCACAUGUUGCUGUGUUGUUCUACGAUAAAGACCAGAAAAAAUCACAGAAAAUCCUCGCAGAAUUGGAAAACAUAGACGAUGAGUGCGAUCAGAAUGAUAUUGCUUUUGUUAAAAUCGAUGAUGAUAAGGAAGCUAAAGAAUGGGGUAUCGAUGAGAUACCAUCGAUUGUACUCUUUGAACGUGGCAUUCCACACAUCUACGAGGGUGAUCUGAUGAAAGAAGACGAAUUACUUGGCUGGUUGGUGCACCAGAAGCGUUAUUCUGAAAUUCCUGAAGUUACUGAUGAAAUGAAGGACAAAUUGGUCGAGAACACUGAGCAUUUAGCAGUUAUUUUCUACGACAAGGAAGACAAGCAGGAUAUGCGCAUUCUGAAUGAACUGGAAAAUAUUGAUGAUGAAUUAGAAAAGGAAGGCAUUGUGAUUGUUCGCAUUGAUAAUGCCGCUGAGGCCAAGGAAUACGGUCUCGACCAUUUGCCUGCGCUCAUUUACUUUGAAAACAAAAUACCUGCCUUGUAUGAGGGGGAUCUCAUGAACGAGGACGAGGUGUUGGAGUGGCUGCUAGUUCAAAAGAAAACUGCUACCAUUGAAGAGGUUACAGAUGAGAUUUUGGUAAAUCUGAUAAAUGAACAUGAGUAUGUCGUUGUGUUCUUUACGGGUCCCUGCGAGCCAGGCGAGAAAUGCGAUAACACCUUAAGCGCCCUGGAAAGCAUCGAUGAUGAGUUGGACGAGGCUGGCAUUAUUUUUGUUACUACUGAGGAUACCGGCAUUGCAAAGAAAUACGGUGUCAAAUCUUAUCCGCGUUUGGUAUUCUUCAGAAACCGUGACCCUCUUCAUUUCACUGGUGAUUUGGAAGAUGAAGACGAAGUGUUGUCCUGGAUAACCGAUGAGGAAACACUUGAGAUUCCCGGAAAAAUUGAAGAGGUUAAUGUUAAAAUGCUGGAUAAGAUUUUGGCAGAAAACGAUCAUGUAGUUGUGUUCUUCUAUACUGAAGGCGAUAAGAAAGCCCAAAAAAUUCUGAAUGAGUUGGAGAACAUUGACGAUGAAUGCGAGGAAAAAGACAUCGACUUUGUAAAGACAUCCGACCAGGAUAUUGAUAAGGAAUACGACUUGCCUGGAUUGCCUGCGCUUGCAUUUUAUAGACAUAAGUUUAGAACAAUUUACACUGGUGAUCUGAUGAAGGAGGAAGCUAUUUUGGAAUGGGUUAUCGACUUACAUGAGUCUACGGCUGAUGUUAUUGAAUCUGUCGAUCGCAAGACCUUGCAAGUGCUGAUCAAUGAUGUGGAACAUUUAGCUGUUUUCUUUUACGAUGACGAGUGUGAAACAUGUCCUGGCAUAUUGGAGGAAUUGGAAAAUAUCGAUGACGAUACCGAUAAGCAUGGCAUCCAGUUUGUCAAAUCCAACGAUGUGAAGUUGGCCCACGAGAUCGGCAUUUUCGCUUUCCCCGCCUUGGUUUACUACGAGACUGGCGUUCCAAUCAUGUAUGAUGGCAACAUUGCAAGUAAUCAGGAGGUAUUCCAUUGGAUACUCGAACAGAAGGCCGACCAAAGCAUUGAGCUUAUUAAUCGUGAAAAACUAUUCGAGUAUAUAGACACCAAAGACUUUUUAGCGGUUGUAUUUUACAAAGAGGACGAUCCCGACGCACCUCGAGUGCUGCGCCACAUCGAACUGAUUGAUGACGAGGCUGCUGAAUAUGGAAUUUAUAUUGUCAAAAUGCAUGACAAGCUUAUGGCCAAGAAAUAUGGCUUUAGAAACCCACCAGGUCUUACCUAUUUCCGCAAAGGAAAAUAUAUCAACUACGAUGGAGACAUCGACGAUGAGGAGGAAGUGCUCGAUUGGCUCACAAGUCCCGCAAAUAUGGAGAUGACGGAUCACAUCGAGCAGGUCAACCGAAAGAUGUUUGAGAAAAUACGCAAGAAUUCCGACUAUGUGGCAGUUAUAUUUUAUAGCGAAGAGUGCAAGCAAUGCCCACGUGUACUGGCAGAGGUCGAACAUAUUGACGAUGAAGCGGAUAAGGCUGGAAUCGAUUUUGUAAAGAUCGAUGAUAAACAAAUGGCCAAGGAGUAUGGAGUAUUUGCUCUGCCAGCAAUUGUAUUUUUCAAACCCACUUCCAAAGAGCCAGUCAUUUACGCCGGUGAUCUUUAUGAAGAAGAGCAAAUCCUCACUUGGUUACUUACGCAAAAGGAUCCAAGUGGUGAUGUCAUUGAAGAUCUCGAAGGCGAAAGACUUGUUCAAUUAAUUGAAGAGUCUGGCUCUAUAGCGGUGUACUUUUGGAACAAAACCAAGUGCGAUAUUUGCAAUUCAAAAGCGGCUCGUAAGGCACGCCUUAAAAAGGAACGUGACCAACAGCAACAGGAAGGUGGUGGUGCCAGUGCUGCGGCCGCCUUUGGUGGUGAUGCUGAGGCAGCCGAAGGUGGUGGCGAGGGUGCAGCAACAGCAACAACAACGGCGGAAUCCUCAACGUCGUCAAACAAACACGACGAUGAUGCCGAUGGCUGUGAACAGUGCACGAAAGUGCUGGAGGAGCUGGAGAAUAUAGACGAUGACUGCGACAAACAUGGCAUUACCUUCGUGAAGACGCGUGACUUUUCUGUUGCCGAUGGCUACGGCGUGCAUGAGUAUCCAGCCUUAGUCUACUUCGAGGGAGGUAUACCCAAUGUUUUUGAAGGCGAACUCAGCGAGGAGGAGGAAGUACUGCAGUGGUUGAUUACGCAAAAAACUGAAGACCGUAUUGAGCUAAUAACACGACAAAUGCUCGAGACAAUGGUCGAGGAAACACAAUAUCUAGCCGUUUAUUUCUACAAAAUCAACUGUAAUAUCUGCGAUCAGAUAUUGGAAGGGCUUGAACUGAUUGAUGAUGAGUGCGAUGUAUUCGGAAUACAUAUGGUUAAGAUACAAGACCCACAACUGGCCAAACGCUAUUCAAUAAAGACAUUCCCAGCUCUGGUUUACUUCCGCAAUGGCAAUCCUUUGCUAUUCGAGGGUGAUCUGCAAAACGAACAAUCUGUGCUUGAAUGGCUUAUUGACGAUGAUAAUCGUGAGCUGGCCGAUGAAAUUGAGGAAGUUAAUGAACGUAUGUUGGAUCGUCUGAUGGCCGAAUCGACUCUCUUGGUUGUAUUCUUUUACGAUGAUGAUUGUGCCGAGUGUGAGGAAAUACUUGAAGAACUUGAGGAAAUAGAUGGCGAGGCCGAUAUGUUUGGCAUUGACUUUGUGAAGAUAGCCAGCGUGGAGGCAGCCAAAAAGUACGAAAUUGUGAAUAUACCUUCCUUGGUGUAUUUCAGAAAACAAGUGCCUGUUUUGUAUGACGGCGACAUGCAUCAGCAUGAUAAGGUCAUUACUUGGCUAACAUCGCAGGAUGUAUUCGAAAUUAAAAACGAAAUCGAAGAAGUCAAUCGCAAAAUGCUUGACAAAUUACUCGAAGAAAACGAAUUUAUAUCAGUGUUCUUUUAUGAGCACAAUCAACAGGACAGCAUAGCCGCUUUGGAAAAGCUGGAAAAUAUUGAUAGUGAAACGGAUAAUCUUGAUAUAACGUUUGUAAAAAUGGCAGACUCACGCUAUGCUAAGAAAUGGGGCGUCACAAAACUGCCGGCCAUGGUUUACUUCCGUCGCCGAUUCCCUAGCAUAUAUAGAGGCGACCUAUUGUCCGAAGACGAAGUGCUGGAAUGGCUGCGCAAGAAUCGUUUCCGCCAACCCGAAUUGAAUAUAUUCAUGUAUGCUCUGAUAGCCUUGGCGGUAGCCUUCGUCGUCUACACCGCCUUUUUGCUGCAGUGCUUCAAGCCAGCGCCCCCGCCACCCGUGCAGCAUCCCAAGCAGUCGUGAUCAUGUACGAGCUGGCUUGUAGGCUCAUUUUUGCUGCUUGGAGAUUUUAAAAUAUUGAUUAGGAAAGAAAGCAACUUGAACAAGCGAAACUGAAAGUAGAGGUGUCUGCUUCUAAAGAGGGAGAAAGAGAGAAAGGAAGAGUGAGAGAACAAGUAAAAUAAUCAUUACAAAUCAUAAUCAUCAAACACACACAAACACCUAGUCAUCGCUUAUCAUCCAAUCGUCUAAAUUAGACGCCGAUAAAAAAAAGUGACUACGACGAUGUACUACUGCAGCAUUGCUGCUAAAUCCUAGAACCAAACAUUUCUGAUGUCAACAACAAGAAGAGAAGGAAAAUAAACUUUGCAAUACAAUAAAUAAUAAUAAUGGCAAUCCGUUAGUUCCAAAAUAGUUCCAUGAAAUAUACGUUUACUAUUGACCCAGUCUAAUUACUUUGUGAGCCUGCCUUACAAUAUUUUUAUGGAUCAAUAAAAUGUAAUAAUUUUUCAAUAAAAUACGAGUAUGUAGGUACUUAAUAAAUAAAUGAAUUAAUGAACACACACACAAACAGAAACACA